AUGACCAUCAAGAGCUCCGAAGUCCUCCUAGGAAGUGGUAACUACUACCACUGGGAGUUCAACAUGCGGAUAACACUAGCCCGAAAGGGGCUACUGGCGCAUGUUGAGGUCGUGAAGCCCGAGCUCGAGAUCACCGAGGCGUGGCUUAUUGACGAUGCAAAGGCUCUUGGGAUCAUCGCUCAAGGUGUGGAACUGCAGCAUUAG
Molecule: messenger RNA, 204 nt
Organism: Peronospora matthiolae
Lineage: Eukaryota; Oomycota; Peronosporomycetes; Peronosporales; Peronosporaceae
Source: the annotation of a GenBank genome assembly